Molecule: messenger RNA, 1202 nt
Organism: Suillus subalutaceus
Lineage: Eukaryota; Fungi; Basidiomycota; Agaricomycetes; Boletales; Suillaceae
Exons: 3
Coding region: 340-1152 (270 amino acids)
Source: RefSeq, a predicted model, not a curated record
GUCCUCUUGUUUGUUAGAUUAAGGCUUCCUUGUGCCCCUGGGCUGUCCGUCCAGCUGUAAUUAACCGAGAAUCUGCGCCACCUUGGCCCCGCCAAUUUGGAUAAACUGAUCUAGCUGGGUGAUUUUAUUAUACAAUAAAAAAACGACGCCACUGCCAUCAUUUACUAAAACAGCUGUAAAUCGACUUUUAUUCGUUCACAUAGUUCAACGGAACAAGCCCCAACGGCUGAAAAUCAACGUCGCAUCGCGACUACAACAUUUUCACAAUCAUACUAUCGAGUCCUAGACCAUAGACGACAGGCAGACAGGCAUUCCUCCUUCUAAUCAUUGUCGUAUAUAAUGGGACACGCGGACCUGAUGACUUCUACCCUCGACAUGGAAGUUCUUUCGAUGUCUGUGGACACUUUACAUUCCGAUGUUGAGGAAAGCUUAUAUCGCCUGCGCGUAGGCAGUCAAGUGAAAUAUAUCACCAUCGAACCGGGAACCUUCCCUAGUGAUGUGCUGUCCUUCCCUAUGGACCUACUCCCCCUCCUGCCACAUCUGCCGCCAGGCAAUUGGGUCGAGGCGCGUGUGGCGCGGGGAUCCGAUGGCAAUCCCACUGUGCAGCCUACGAAUACCACACUACCAGAAGUGCGCGAGCAGUGGCAUUCAAACAGAGUCGAUGCCCUCUCGCUACCCUCCGUAAAAUUCAUGACCCCACGCGUUCGGGUCGUCCAGUACGCUUCGAGGCCAGUGGUCUCCAAGAUUGCCAGGUUUGAUUUUGAGAUCCCGCGGAUGGAAAGAGAAACCGCAGCGUAUCGAGCGAUCGACGGGUGUGAUGUGGGCCCAGCAUUCCUUGGGCACAUCGUCGAGGGUGAUAGGGUGAUAGGGUUCUUAGUAGAACAAUUGCACGGACGACCAGCUGGUCCAGAAGACUUACAGGGAUGUCGUGAUGUGCUACAGCGCCUGCAUGCACUAGACAUCAUUCACGGGGAUCUGAACAAACACAACUUCGUUGUGGCGUCAGACGGAACUGUCACGUUGAUCGACUUCGAGAAUGCGAUGCUGUGUAGGAGUGCUGAGCAGAAGAACAAGGAGCUCGCUACUUUGCCUGCGCAGCUGCGUGAGACGACAGGUCGAGGGGGCGUGGUUCUGAGACAAUUAGUCUACUGAAUGUACUGUUCGAUUUUUCGAUCGCAUAGUGGAAAGCAUUUUUGCCUGAA